Messenger RNA from Racocetra persica, 2088 nucleotides. Lineage: Eukaryota; Fungi; Glomeromycota; Glomeromycetes; Diversisporales; Gigasporaceae. The record is from the annotation of a GenBank genome assembly.
AUGGGAAAUCAGAAUUCUUCAAUUGAUCGAGAACUUACUUUAAAAAUCAGAGUUAAAAAUCAUGAACAUAAAGUGAUAUACGAAUCCUUCCAAUGUACAUUACCUAACAAGAAUCUUGACAAAAUCCGAAAUCUGCUUGGGGACGUUAAUAAUCCGCAAUGUUUCCGUAUGAAAGCAGAUGAUUAUUUUUUAGGCGAGAAAGAUAAAAUUUUAUACAAAGAGGAGGAGUCUAAAAUUAAUUUGGAAGAAAUUAUCAAUGACAGAUGCAUUUUAAAUAUCGUUCAAUCUCAUAUUGAUUGGCAGCCUCUGAUUGAUAUGUGUGAUCAUGGAUUUAUAAUUGAUAAUGAAAAUGACGUCGAUAAGGCUAAACAUCGUGCAUUUAAGAUAAAUGAAGAAAAAAUCAGACCAGAAUGUAAGAAAAUUUUAAAAUGUGCGAUGGAUAAACGACAAGAAAACCAUGAAAGUGAAUUUGAAGAAUUAUGUAAACGAAACUUCAUAGCGCACGGGAAAUUGUCUAUUUCACCCUGGCUUUCAAUAUUUCUUGGAAAAUCUAAAGAAGAAUCACAUAAAAUGCUCGAAAAACAAUCUACCAAAUAUUCAUAUACUGAAUUAAAAAAGGCGGAGCUUACCAUACCAAAAUCGUGUAUUACGUUAACUGAUGAUUUUAAAAACGAUGUUAUAAAAGCAUUAUCAAAAGGAACUACAAGCGAUAAAAUAGAUGAACUUCGUAAUAUAUCAAAAAAAUAUGGUCAUUUUUAUGCUCAUCGUAUAACUUUUGGUGGUGCUGUUAUUGAAAAACUCACAAAUAUCGAAGUUUCUAACUCGAGAAAUAAAAGCAAUAGAUCUACUUUACAAGUAAAUGCUAAUAAAAUGGUAGAUCUAUCUAUUUCUCAAGACACCAAUAAUAAUGUAAAACAUUCAACGAGCAGUGAAAAAGGGCUCCUACGCAUUAGGGGUGGAUUGGAAUCUACAUAUGGAAAUAUAAAAACUGAUAUAGCACCUUGGCUUAAUUCACUUGCCGAUUUUCAAACUUGGAAAAUAAUUAAAUAUGAUGACAUUUGUCCAAUAUUUAAAUUAUUAGAUGAUGAACUGCAAGAAAAAGUUCUAAUUGCUUUAGGUCAGAGAAUUUUAGCAGCGGAUGUUAAACCAAUAAUAUGCAAUCCUAAUGAAGAAGAACCGUCUCGUGUUGAACUGCAUGAAAUAUUCAGAAAAUUGAAAAGCUCGAAAAUGAUUAAUAAUAUUUAUGAUUGUCAAAUUUUUGCUUCAAUAAUGAAUAAAGGGCAUAGAAACAUACUUUCUUUAAUGAACAAAGAACAUAGAAACAUAUUUUCUCUACAUGUAGAAUACAUAGAUGAAAAUACACCGGAAAUUUUUAUUAAUUGUAUUCCGGUGAAAAAAAGUCAACAACAAAAAAUUUCAAUCGGGUGGAUUAUUGUGGGCUAUCCGAGAAACUUUGAUUUCGAUAAUACGGACGUAAUACUCAAAAGUGAUAAGUAUCUUGUUUCAGAAAAAGGAACCCACUUUGUAGCUAAAGACCUAGGUUACGAAGUUACUGGCUGCAUAUUAUGUACGUGUGUCAUUGAAGCUCCAGAAAAAACUGUGUCUCGAUAUAAUCCGUACAAAUCACGAAUUUUUGGUACACAUUGUCAUACACAUGAAAAUUCUGCAUGUAUAUUUACUCCUAAUGAUAACGACGAAAAUAUUGUAGUGCCUAGAUUGAAAUUAUUUUCUAGUAGAGGUAACUCUGGUCAGAAAAAUAUUAAAUGGGAAGAUGCCUUUACAUUUCCGUUUGGUAGAAAUUGUUCAAACGUUCAACUGUAUCAUGGAACUAUAAAAGUAGGCGUAGGUUCUAAGAAAGAUGCUAAUGGUAGCUCUCCAAAAGAAAAACAUUCUGAAAAUUCUGAGACUCCUAUAUUAUUAGUCAAUCAGCUUGUUGAAGAUUGUUCAACAAACGUUCAUGGACUUCUCAAUGUAAAAGUAGAUAAAGUAGAUGUAGAUUCUGUCGGAGUUAUUUAUGGUUCAUUGAAUUCAAAACUCUCAAAAAAAGACGGGAAAAUAGCCUAUCUGGUAGUUCACAAAACCCAAUAA